Brugia malayi is the source of this 1287-nucleotide messenger RNA. RefSeq names its product Steroid receptor seven-up type 2, putative. The record is from RefSeq and is a predicted model, not a curated record. Bases 1 to 1287 code for a protein of 428 amino acids. Gene Ontology annotation, molecular function: RNA polymerase II cis-regulatory region sequence-specific DNA binding; zinc ion binding; nuclear receptor activity. The transcript has 9 exons. Gene Ontology annotation, biological process: regulation of transcription by RNA polymerase II; anatomical structure development; cell differentiation. Lineage: Eukaryota; Metazoa; Nematoda; Chromadorea; Rhabditida; Onchocercidae.
AUGAAGAAAAAGCAAUGGAAAGAGGAACACCGUGUUCCCCCCAUGGAAAUGUCCGUACCCGUAGUCAGUUCCUCUUGGAUGGAUUCCAGUAUCAAAAAUCCAAGUACCAGCAAUCCGGAUGCUAACGCCCAGGAAUCACGAUCAUCGUCUGGUGCAAGCAGCUCUGACUCGAAUAGCGGUGUUGCUAGUGGUAGCGGCGGUGCUGUCCAUCCGGACAAUUCACCAAUUGACAAACAGUUAUUGCUUGGUACUGAAUGUGUAGUUUGUGGUGAUAAAUCGAGUGGCAAGCAUUAUGGGCAGUUUUCAUGCGAAGGAUGUAAAUCAUUCUUUAAAAGAUCAAUAAGACGAAGCCUUAAUUAUACGUGUCGCGGUUCCAAGAAUUGUCCAGUGGAUGUGAAUCAUCGAAAUCAGUGUCAGUAUUGCCGUCUGAAGAAAUGUGAAAGAAUGGGAAUGCGCAAGGAGGCAGUGCAACGCGGAAGGAUACCACCAAAUGCGCAGCAUGCUUAUUCCUCCACAGUUCUUUUUGGCGAACAAUUGCUGACAGUAAAUCAGAGUGUCGGUUCCCAUGUUUCAUCCAUUGUGACGCAUCUCAUACACGCUGAACCAUAUCCGCCCAUCGCUUGUAGCUCAUCGUCUAGCUCAAUUGGGAUGGAUAAUAUCUAUGAGUUCGGUGCCAAGUUAUUGUUUUCUGCCGUUGAAUGGGCUAAGAAUAUCCCAUUCUUUAAUGAGCUCAGUGAUACUGAUCAGUUGACACUACUUCGAGCAAGUUGGGCUGAGCUGUUCGUGAUAAAUGCAGCGCAGUUCGGUAUGCCAGUACACGUUGCACCUUUACUUGCUGCUUCUGGUUUGCAUUCUUCUCCUCCCUUACCAACCGAUCAACUAGUUGUAUUCAUGGAUCGGAUACGUGUUUUCCAGGGUCAGAUCGAACGUUUAAAGGCACUGCAGAUGGACCUAGCCGAAUUUUGUAGUCUGAAAGCAGUUAUAUUAUUUAGUGUUGACUGUUGUGGGUUGAAUGAUGUUAUACGAGUGGAAACGAUACAAGAAAAGGUUCAAUCGGCAUUGGAGGAAUAUUGCAGAACACAGAAGCAAUUACAAGUCGGACGAUUCGGUCGUUUGUUGUUACGAUUGCCGAGUUUAAGAUCGAUCAGUGCAUCUGUAAUUGAACAGUUAUUUUUCGUGAAAUUAGUUGGAGAAACACCGAUCGAAUUUCUACUCAGGGAUAUGCUUAGAACACAAAAUGAGAAUGUUAUCAAACCAUUUGUUUGGCCUUGUCAGCUUCGUUCAUGA